CCGCCUUCGUUCCCCUCUGCCCUUUCCUGCGUCUCGGACUGCGAGAUCCACACACACUCUCUCACAAUGGUCAAGGAAACCAAAUACUACGAGGUCCUCGGUGUCGACCCGUCGUGCUCGGAAAAUGAUCUCAAAAAAGCCUACCGGAAGCUGGCUCUGAAAUACCACCCAGACAAGAACCCCGAUGCCGGUGAUCAGUUCAAGGAAAUCUCCCACGCCUACGAGAUUCUCUCCGACUCGAACAAGCGACAGGUCUACGACCAGUUUGGCGAGGCCGGUCUGAACGGCGACGGUGGCAUGGGCGGCGGCAUGCCGACCGAUAUUUUCGAGCAUCUGUUCGGUGGCGGCCAUAGCAACUUCUUUGACCGUCGGCCCCAGGGCCCCCGCCGCGGCAAGGACAUGCUUCACAGCCUCAAAGUCAGCCUCGAGGACCUCUACAAGGGCAAAGUCUCGAAGUUGGCCCUGCAGAAGCAGGUGCUCUGCGCCAAGUGCGACGGCAAGGGCGGCAAGGACGGCGUUGCCCCUAGCACCUGUCAGGGCUGUGGUGGCCGCGGUAUCAAGGUUGUCAUCCGCCAGAUGGGUCCCAUGAUCCAGCAGAUGCAGCAGACCUGCCCGGACUGUAACGGCGAGGGCGAGAUCCUCAAGGAGAAGGAUCGCUGCAAGCAGUGCAACGGCAAGAAGAUCAACACCGAGCGCAAGAUCCUCGAAGUCUUUAUCGAGAAGGGUAUGCGCUCGGGCCAAAAGAUUCCCUUUGCCGGUGAGGCCGACCAGGCCCCUGGCAUCAUCCCGGGCGACAUUAUCAUUGUUCUUGAGGAGAAGGAGCACGCGCGAUUCACCCGCAAGGAUGAUGAUCUGUUCAUCAAGGUCAAGAUUGAUCUGCUGACUGCGCUGACUGGCGGCCAGUUCUCCAUCAAGCACCUCGACGACCGCAUCCUGCUCGUCAACAUCCUCCCGGGAGAAGUCAUCCGCCCUGGAGCACGCAAGUGCAUCCGCCACGAGGGCAUGCCUCGAUACAAGAACCCCUUCGACAAGGGCGGCCUCUUCAUCGAGUUUGAGGUCGAGUUCCCCGAGAACAACUGGGUCACCGACGAGGCCAAGUUCAAGCUGCUGGAACAGGUCCUGCCUGCUCGCCAGCCGCUGCCUGCGUUCGGCAACGCUGUCAUCGACGAGGUCGUCCUGGCCGAUGAUGAGCCCUCGUCCGGAAACCGAUCACGGUACGCGCACGACGACGACAUGGACGAAGACGAGCGCGGACACGGCCCCCAGGUGCAGUGCGCCCAGCAGUAAAGGAUGAGUGGGGCCGCGUCCCUGCUGAUCAUAAGAAGGCUGUUUUUUGCCGGCGGGUGGCCUCGUUCUGUCUCCAAGCCUGCGCUGCCCCCUCCCACCGAUCUGCACCAACGCUCGUCAAGAAGCAAGGCAGACACGCAUCUUCUGCGAGAAGAGAGAGGGUCAUUUCAUAUUCUCAACUACCCCGUCCGCCCCGCUGGCUCCACACAGCAUUCCCUGCUGGCCUUGCCACCACGCCAUCAUCACCACCCACCGCCCCCUUGGUUCAUCUUCACCCCCCCCUCCUCCCUCUCCGCCCUUUCCACGAUUCAUUUCUUUGCACGAUCCAGCCGCACACUUGUCAUGCAACCUUUAUGUACAGUCUGUGCAGAAUUUAAAAGAAAAAACGAGACUGUGCCCACUUUGAGUGCAUCGGUCACUCUGUUUUGGCUUCAGAGGUACA
Polychytrium aggregatum is the source of this 1729-nucleotide messenger RNA. RefSeq lists its product as uncharacterized. NCBI's taxonomy places the organism in Eukaryota, Fungi, Chytridiomycota, Chytridiomycetes, Polychytriales. Gene Ontology annotation, biological process: protein refolding; response to heat. Gene Ontology annotation, cellular component: cytoplasm; nucleus; cytosol. The record is from RefSeq and is a predicted model, not a curated record. Gene Ontology annotation, molecular function: ATP binding; Hsp70 protein binding. The coding region runs from base 67 to 1287 and encodes 406 amino acids. The transcript has 7 exons.